AUGCCGCAAGCUGAUGCUUCGAGGAACGGCAUUGUGAAAAAUUUCCCAAACCGUAGCAAACUAUUUCUGGUAUUGCGUCACGAUCUAAUAUCGAGAGUGUUUCCGAUAAACCAUCGUAGAGUGUUUGCCGGAGCGUCUAGGACUUCACCCGGGAGUAAUGGAAUUAUCCGGCGACGACGUCCAGGUCUUCUUCUUCUGACAACUUGGAACUCAUCUAGUCCAGGCAUAUUUUUAUAUAUGCUACGUAUUGUAUGUUGUAUGUACAAUAAGCACAGUUGGUUCGGAGCACGGAGUAGACGUCUGCUCGAUAAUCUUCGGUUUUUUCCCCAACUUAAUAAUAAUUGUUCCGCCAAAUCGAUUAAGUUGUGACAGCUGAUGGUAAAACGAUGUUGUGUUGUGCGCGGUAGGUAGAAAAGAUUGUUAGGAACAUCAAUACCGCACUUUUCGAUUGUUGA
This is a messenger RNA of Cotesia congregata, 455 nucleotides long. The record is from the annotation of a GenBank genome assembly. NCBI's taxonomy places the organism in Eukaryota, Metazoa, Arthropoda, Insecta, Hymenoptera, Braconidae.